Hypanus sabinus (Atlantic stingray) is the source of this 3452-nucleotide messenger RNA. RefSeq names its product thioredoxin domain containing 12 (endoplasmic reticulum) (gene txndc12). NCBI's taxonomy places the organism in Eukaryota, Metazoa, Chordata, Chondrichthyes, Myliobatiformes, Dasyatidae. The transcript has 7 exons. The coding region runs from base 168 to 674 and encodes 168 amino acids. The record is from RefSeq and is a predicted model, not a curated record. Gene Ontology annotation, cellular component: endoplasmic reticulum.
UUCAUUAUUUUCCAAAGGGCGACGUCUACAAAUGGGGACCGUGAGGAUGAUUUUGGGAGGAGUGCUGCAUCCGCAUUUGGCAUCAGGGAGACGUUCUCGCCGCCGGGUGCGUCAGUUCCGGCGGGUCCCCGGCUUCAUUCAGAGUGCUCGGAAGGUCGGAGCGAGUCAUGAAGCUGCAGGUGGUCUUGCUCGCCGUGCUUUGGAGCGGGCUGAUCCGCUCGCACGCGUCUGAGGGUGAAAGUCGAGGAAGAGGAUUUGGAGAUCAUAUUCACUGGAGAACACUAGACGAUGGUAAAAAAGUAGCCGAAGCCAGUGGUCUGCCACUGAUGUUGAUCAUACAUAAAAGCUGGUGUGGUGCUUGUACAGCUCUGAAACCAAAGUUUGCCUCUUCUCAGGAGAUCUCAGAACUGGCACAUAACUUUGUCAUGGUGAAUGUGGAGGAUGAUGAGGAGCCAAAGGAUUCGGCACUUAGCCCAGAUGGAGGUUAUGUACCUAGGAUUUUAUUCUUGGAUGCUCGAGGAAAUGUUCAUCCUGAGGUCACUAAUCAAAAGGGAAAUCCCAAAUACAAAUAUUUCUACAGUUCUGCUGACCAAGUGGUAGCUGCUAUGAAGGAAGCCCAAGAAAAGCUGACUGGUGACGUAGCUACACAACAACGAUACACAGAUGAAUUUUGAGCUGAUCAUCCACUGGCUUCUCCACACUGACAAUCCACAUUGUCGGACAAGAAAGAUCGUUAAAAUUAUCCAAGAUCAUUUACUGAUUUAUCAUUAUGAUAUUAUUUGAAGGUUAUUUUAAAUUUUUAUUUACUGAUUUUCAAAAUCAGUAAAUCUAGAAAGAUAUUCUUACACUUUCAGAUCUUUGGGAGAUCAUAACUAUUUUAAGGACUUGUGGGAUAGCUGAUUGUAUUCAUGUUAAUGGUAAUACGUCAAUGCAUUUACAUCAAUGCAAAUUCUAAGUAAAUUUUGCAGAGACAUUCUUCAAAAAGAACAGUUUUUCAGCUGUCAUGAAAAAUUGGUGCCUAAAACAUUGUUUAGUGCAAUAACUGUUACAAACUACAUAUGUGACAUGAUGUAUUUUGCAUGGAUCCAAAUUGCUUUUUCCCUAGGCUACAGAUAAAGCCUUGUUGAACUUCAAUAGUCUUUUCCUAGGCUACUUAAAUAUAGAGUAUUUCCUUAGACUGACUUUGCUCAAACUCAUUUGGUGAUAGUUUGAGCUCUCAGUUGAUACUUGGAGGUUAAUACUGAAUUAUGUAUUUAGAAACAUUAAUUUAGUUAACAGAAAAGAGGCAUGACUUUCAAUUCCAGCAGCAAGUCUGGUAUCAUAGAGUUCUGACUUGAGCCACGUUAUUUUAAAUUAAAAUUACUUAAUGGCUUUUCAAGAAAUUCCAUUCUCCCCUGUUCCAUAGAUGGUCUAAUUAUAUAUUUGCUGAAGUAUGGUGUUAGCCCGGGAAUUUGGCUGCACACAUUAGAGCUUCUGGUUUUUGGAAUCAUGGAAGUUUUUGGUUGAACACCCUUGCAGAGUGGAAACCUGAUGAAUACACAGUGGAGAAAAGUGAAUUCAUGAUGUCUGCAGCACUAAGCGAAGGGGAAACUUAAGCCUGAUUAAGCUUAAAUGAAAACAAGACUUGGGGAUGCUUUUGUAUUAUUCCUGGUGGCCAGCCCUUUAAUUCUAAUUGCCAUUUCCAUCCCGACAUUCCAUGGCCUCUAGUGCCAUGAUGAGGCCACUCACAGAGUGGAGGAGCAACACCUCAUAAUCCAUCUUGGCAGCCUCCAACCUGAUGGCAUGAACAUCAAUUUCUCCUUUCGAUAUUUUUUUUCUUUUCCCCUCCCCCUUCCCUAUUUUUCUGCCCCCCCCCCCCCAAACUCUGGCCUAUUAAUUAUUCUUCUCACCUGUCUAUCACCUCCCCCUGGUGUCCCACCUUCUUUCCUUUCUCCCAUGGUCCACACUUCUGUCCUGUCAACUUCCUUCUUCUCCAGCCUUUUACCUUUUCAAAUACCUGGCUUCACCUAUCUCCUUCGGGGUUUGUCUUCCCUCCCCUCUUCCCACCUAUUCUUGUGUUUUCCCACUUCUUUUCCAGUCCUGAUGAAGGGUCUUUGCUGAAACUGACUGUCAUUCAUUCUCGAAGGAUGUUGCGUGACCUGCUGAGUUCCUCCAGCAUUUUGUGUUUGUUGCUCUGUAUUAAUUGUUAUUUUUCAAAUGGGUUAGCACAUUUACCAAAAUAUUAUUUUGCAGCUUAAAUAUUUGUCACAAAGAUCAUGUCAAAUUAUAAUGACAACUGGAAACCUCUGAGUAUUAGCAUUUCUGAAUUCAAAUGAUUUUUAAGUCUUAAUGAAGUGUUAAUCCUAAAUAGCUAUUUAAAUAAUAGCUUUAAUAUGGUUCUGCUGAUUCGGAUACUAAUCAAAUACGUGGGAUAAGUUUCAGCCGCUUGUUUUGCAUACUUGAGGUGGUAAAAAUUUCCUAGAACUGUUUCUUAGCGCCAAUAUAUUUAUAAAGAAUAUUUCCUGUCUUUGAUUGUUUUGGCUUAAUAGAGUCAUAUGGGGCCAUGUAAGAAUAUUCUUUUCUCCUGUAUAUUUCAUUUUUUAACAGAACAUAUAAUCCUGGUGUAUGUGUCAGAUUGGAAAUGGUCUCUGAUGAAAAUUUACAAGAAUCAAAUCAAAAAGCCAAUGUAAUUUCUGUACUUUUAAACUAUUAAUAUCCUGUCUCUAAAGCAAAUCAGACUGGUAAAACCGAGGUUUUCUUUCUGUUGAAAUGUAUGAAGGGAAAUCCUUGAAGAUAUAAUGGAGUGGGGUGCAGUGUAAUUGUACUUGUAUUUUAUCCUGUAUUUUUGAUACAUUUUUUGGAAUGAAAAAUAUAAAGCUGAAAGAAUUGUGCAGUGUAUAUAUGGAACAUCGUUCUACUUUUUAAAAUAUUUUGCUUCCAAGUAACUUUCCUCAGUCAUUUGGAUUGGAGUGAUUGAUUUCUUUGAGUAUGUAGAAAGCUCGGCACCAGAAGAACAGUUGGUUUAUACUUCCAUUUGGCAGGCAGCAAUUCUAUAAACAAAAAUUGAACAAGUUGGUGAUGAACACCUCCAUGAUCAGAUUUUUAUCAAAGUUCUAAUUUAUGCAAACUUUGAAUGCAAAUACAGCCAUGGGUACCACUAUAUGUUACAUAAAGAUGGCUGAGGUUUAUGUUUAAUUGCACAAAAGUGGAAUUUAAAUUGAAAACAAUAAUAAGGACCUUUUGUCUUUUAGUUUAAGAUUAUUUUCAAUAAUUUUAGAAACAUUACUGGUUUGCAAUGGUAAUGAUUGCUAACAAGGCAAAAUAGUUGAAAGCAAGUGGAAUUUAAAAAUGGUUAUUUUGAAGGGGAUCUAAGUUUCAGAAGGUAUUGCCCCUCAAACAUCAGGAGUGUACUUGAGCAAGAUGUGUUAAUUUAAGCAAUUGAGGGAUUGCUUAGAGGCAGCUGCUGUUUAAAA